AUGGAAAACGAUUCAUUACCAUUAUUAUCAGAUGUAAAUGAACGUUUUCGUCGUAUACGUGAACUUGGUUCUGGAACAUAUGGACAUGUCUUAUUAGCAUUUGAUCGUGAUUUACAACAACGUUGUGCAUUAAAAAUUUUACCAAAAUCAACAACAAAAUAUCGUGAUUUUCAACGUGAAUAUAAUUAUUCAUUAUUAUUAUCACCACAUCGUUCAAUAAUAAGUACAUAUGAAGAUCGAUGUUAUCAAACAGCAGAUGCAUUUGUUAUUGUGCAAGAAUAUGCACCAUUAGGAGAUUUAUUUGAAUCUAUACCACCACAACGUGGUCUACCUGAAAAAGCUGUUAAAACGAUUAUGAAACAAGUUGCUUCAGCACUUGAAUUUAUGCAUGAGAAAGGAUUGGUUCAUCGUGAUGUUAAACCAGAAAAUGUUAUGAUAUUUGAUGCAGAUUUUCAUAAAGUUAAAUUAAUCGAUUUUGGUAUGACAAGAAAAUGUGGUUCAUAUGUACGACGUUUAAUUGGAAGUAUACCUUAUUCACCUCCAGAAGUAUGUAAUGCUCUUAAUAAUGAUAUACUUGUUUCAACAGCUAUGGAUGUCUGGGCAUUUGGUGUAUUACUUUUCUGUUGUUUAACAGGUAAUUUUCCUUGGGAACAUGCACAAGAAUCCGAUGUUUAUUAUAACGAAUAUAUACAAUGGCAUCGACGUUAUCAAUUACAACGUCGUUGUAAAUUACCAUCACAAUGGUUGAAAUUUACUAAUCGUUUAAUGAGAUUAUUUAAAAAAAUGCUUGAUCCUGAACCAUUAAAACGAUGUACAAUAACUGAAAUAGGUAAAUAUUAUGAUAAUAGAUGGAUGCAUGAUAAUAUUCAUCGUCGACGUUUAUCAAAUGAAGAUGAAGGUGUUGAAGAAGAUUUUUCAUCAUCAGGAAGUGGUAUUGAAAGUAAUACAAUAACAACAAGCUCAACAAGUAAUACUGAUUUUGAAGAAUUAACACAAAUGAUGAGAAAUUCUCUAACUACAUUUGAUCAUUUAACAUCUAUUGAUAAUCAAAAAAAAUUAUCAACAAAACUUGUGUCUUGA
Molecule: messenger RNA, 1080 nt
Organism: Rotaria sordida
Lineage: Eukaryota; Metazoa; Rotifera; Eurotatoria; Philodinida; Philodinidae
Source: the annotation of a GenBank genome assembly